This is a messenger RNA of Harpegnathos saltator (Jerdon's jumping ant), 5028 nucleotides long. Its product is annotated as SET and MYND domain containing, class 4, member 2. Bases 1977 to 4238 code for a protein of 753 amino acids. Lineage: Eukaryota; Metazoa; Arthropoda; Insecta; Hymenoptera; Formicidae. The record is from RefSeq and is a predicted model, not a curated record. The transcript has 9 exons. Gene Ontology annotation, biological process: compound eye photoreceptor development. Gene Ontology annotation, molecular function: histone deacetylase binding. Gene Ontology annotation, cellular component: nucleus; cytoplasm.
CGCCAUAUAUAUUCGUUGCCGCCUCUCGCCCGCAUUCUAGCGGCGUCGUCAGUCUAAGACCGGUCUUUCGCUCUAAUACCUCGUUCGUGUCUAUAAAGUAAAACCCUCAUAAAGCAUCGAGGCCGGCGCGCGAGGAAUCCCUGGGUCUGUGCGGUUUUCGCGGUGAGCGAAAGUGGCCGGGGAUCUUUAAAGUUUUAUUCGCCGGGCAGAGAGAGAAGAGAGAGAGAGAGAGAGAGAGAGAGAGAGAGAGGAGGACGCCGGCAAUCGGUUUCAGUCAUUCCGCAUGCAGCCGGCCACCUGCGAAACGGCCGAUGCUCUCUGCGAAACUACGAGUCGGGAGAUAAUCGAAAAGAAAUCGCGCGACGAGAGACGCGCUCGGACAGCGGGGGAGUGGAAAAAGUUGGGAAGAAAAAAGAAAAGGAGCGAGCGAGAGAGAGAGAGAGAGAGAGAGAGAGAGAGAGAGCGUGCGGCAAUAGUGAAGUGAUCGCUAGCGAGAUGUUUAGGCGGUGCGUUGGACGGCGUCCAGCGAGUGGGGAUUGAAGUAAAAUUAAAACGCGGGUGAAGUGGCUUGCGCCGCGCGAGUGAGCUUGUUCGAUUCGCCGGUUCCUGCAUGCCGCCACUUUGUCGCACUUGGUCAACUUUGUGCGUUUCCGGAUUAUUCAGCGUGCGAGCCGCGCGGAGCCGUUUCUUGAAGAUCGCGCCGUACGUUCUCGGCGGACGAGCUCUCCGGGUCGGGUGAGCGGAAGUAACGGCGGAGGAAGAUAAAAAUAAUACCGCCGCGAAGGAUUAAGAGCUCUCUCAUUGGCCAUUCGAGAUUGCGGCGCUGCCCAAUUUGCGAAGGAGGACUCGCGCGGCAGGCGAAAUUUUUAAAUUCUGUUCCCGCCGCUCCCCUGAUAGAGGAUCCCCGAGUGGCUAUUUCUCACGGGCGAAUAGAGUCGUUUAAUUCCGUGGACUCGAAACGAGAGAGAGCGAGAGAGCGCGAGAGAAUGAGAGAGGGGGAAGGAAAGAGAGAGAUAGAGAACGAGAAGCCGCCAGACCACCACGGCAGCUUUUUAUGAUUCAGUGCGGCGGUACGUCUCUUUCGCGCACCCUUUCUCUCUCUCUCUCUCUCUCUCUCUCUCUCUCUCUCUCUCUCUCUCUCUCAGCCGCUCACUUUGCAAUUGGCGACAACUCGCCGAGUCGCUGCGGCGCGAAACCUAAGCGGCCGAUUAACGAAAUUCUCCCUCGCCGUGACAAAAUAUUUGUACGCGGCUUCUUGGUAUUCCGGACGGCGGCGACGCGUUCAUGGCCGUUUCUUCUUAAUUCUGCACCGGAGUUCGCGAAACGAGGUCACGCGUUCGACGAGGACGACGCGGAAGAGUGCGGAAUGCCGGGCGGGACGUCCGGCUGCUGCUGCAAAAUUCAAAAGGAUCGGUCGCGCUCGCGCACGAAUCGAAGUCAGCUGUUACAUCGGAGGACACGGCGCAUGCGCUGAUCACCAACCGGCAACGAGAAACGCGAACGCGAAUGCGUAAAGCGCGUGGCCGAAGCUCACUCGCAGGACUCGCGGGCCUCGGCCUCGGAGGAGCCGCAGAACUCCUUUCGCAGCUCGCACGGUUUCAUAGAAUCGCAAGCACUCUCGCAGAGUGAAAGCCCGAAUGCCGAUGAAUUGAAGAGAGAGAGAGAGAGAGUACCUCGUAUGCUGCGACGCGCGAGAACGAAAAUAAGCUUCUGCCGAGGAAGUCUCUCUCGUUUUUCGACGCGAACAUGCGGUACUCUCCGGUUCAUUGACGCUUGCGCUUUCGCUUCGCAAAGAGCGCUUGCAAUUCUGCAGCAGCGAGCGGAAAAACAUUGCAAACUGCGAAAGCUGCGUUACUACACCGGUGUUGAGCGGUUUCUAGCGGUGAAAAAGACGGCGCCCCGACCUUUGCGAGCGAAGGAAGGACGAAGGGACUCUCUCUCUCUCUCUCUCUCUCUUCUUUCCCACGGCGACGAGGAUGAUGCAGGAUCGCGAGGACUUUUACGGCACGCUCUGCUCGUCGGAGACCCUGCGCUCCGGCAAGAAGGGCUUCUUCCACGAUUUUAGCGAUUUUGUCGCGCAAACCGCCGGCGACACGUGGACCUCGCGAAUAUUCGGCAGGAUCGACGACGACGAGGGCCGCAUGCGGGCGGUGUUCACCGACGCGAAGAUACGGAACGUCGUGGCCGACACGCUGGCGAAGGUGCAGCUCCUCUUCCGGGACAAGGACGCGGAGAUUUCCAGGCGCAGACGACUCGAGGGCUACCAGCUCGCCGCGGUCGGCCAAUACGACAAGGCUCUUUUGCUGUUCAGUCAGGCCGUCUUGCGUGCGCCCCAGCCGGAUAGAAGCACGACGGUUGAUCAAGGUCUGACGUUGCCGCUGGCGCUGCUGGGGCGAGCCGAGAUCUUUAUGGCACUCAAGGAAUACCAUUUCGCGCUGGAGGAUCUGCGGCUGGCCGCGGAGCACGAGCUGCCGGAUAAGCCGACGCGGGAGCUGCAACGAAAAACGGAGGAGUGCGAGGCUUUCCUCAGAGUCAACGAGAGCUCUUUGGCGCCCUUCGAUCCCGCCGGCAACGACGUCAACAGGCUGGCUCGGUUAAUCCCGGACGGUCAAGGAGGCGGCGCGCCGUUAAAUGGCGCUGUUACUUCCGGUCUACGCUGGUCGUCCGACUGCCUGGAAAUCCGUGAGACCGCGGCAGCGGGUAAACACGCCGUCGCGACCAGGGAAAUACAUCCGGGCGAUAUUCUGGUAGUCGAGCCACCGCUGGCGGGUUGUCUCCUACCGGAAUUCUAUGGCACCCAUUGUCAGCAUUGUUACUCGAGACUAAGAGCGCCGCUCGGAUGCCCGAACUGCAGCAGCGUCGCCUUCUGCGGCAGAAAGUGCAGGGACGUCGCGAUGGCGACGUAUCACAAGUACGAGUGCAAAAUCUUGGCCCUGUUGAUAGGCUCCGGCAUGAGCGUACUCAGCAUGCUCGCCUUGCGGAUGGUGACGCAGGAGGGUGUGCGUAAGUGUUUGAGGAUCUGCGAGGAGUUGCGGAAGAGUGGCGGGCGCGCUUGCGAAAAGGCCGCGGCGCCUUCGGCGACGCUCGCGGUUACGACGCGGCCGGAUAUGCGCGACGACGACGACGACGCCAAGUCGGCGAGCAAGUCGGCCAAAAGGAGGAUCAGACGGCGGAAGCUCAGGGAGUCCAGACGAGGUGACGGGAUUACCGCGACGACGAAGUCGGCGAAAGUGACGGAAGAGCCAGAAGGGAAGGAGCAGGAGGAGGAGAAGGACGACGAGGGGCAGGUGGGCACAAUGAAAUCCCGCGAGGACGGCGACGACGAGGGCGUCGACGUGCGAGCGUACGAUCUGGUGACGCACCGCGACAGACGGACGGCCAAGGACUUCCUCGAGAGAUCGCUGAUGGCGGCCUUUCUGCUGAAAUGCCUGCAGAGGGUCGGCUUCUUCGAUCGUCCCGCCGCGGACGACGGAAGAGUCCCAGACGCCGAGGAGAUCAGCGUGGCUGGCCUGCUGCUGAGGAACCUGCAGCUGCUCCAAUUUAACGCCCACGAGUUCUUCGAGACGCGGCUAAGCGCGCAGCAUCGAUUCCGCGGCAGCCGACCGGUCUAUCUCGGCGUGGCAAUUUAUCCCACGGUCGCCCGUUUCAAUCACGACUGCUAUCCCGCGGUGACGAGAUACUUCGUCGGCCGGCACAUCGUAAUAAGGGCGACCCGCGGUCUGCGGCCCGGCGACGUUAUUGCCGAAAAUUACGGGCCGAUAUUCACGAAGAGGAGCCUCGCCGAGCGUCAAAGGACACUGGCGGCAAGAUAUUGGUUUCGGUGCACAUGCAAAGCCUGCCAAGAGGACUGGCCGCGCUUUGAGAAUCUGACGAACGACUCCGCGAGCUUGAGAUGUCCCACGGCGGGCUGCGGCAGAUUGCACUCGCGAGCCUCGCAGCAGCAGCAGCAGCAGCAACAGCAGCGGCCGUGUAAGCCGAUAAAAUGUCCGGGCUGUCAAAAGAAAAUCUGCUUGGAGGAUCGGCUUGCGUGCCUGCGGGAGUGUGAGGCGCUCUAUACCCGCGGCUUGGCGAGCAUGGAGGAGGAGCAGGUCAGCGAGGCGAUCGAGACCCUGCGUGAGGCCCUCGGCAGGUUCCACCGGGUCGCCGGUGCGCCGCACCGGGACACGCACCUGGCCGAAAUUGCUUUAAGCUCCUGUCUGGCCGACUCCGGGAAUACUUGGCGGCCGACGGCGCUUUGAGCGGACCUCCGCGGCGGGAGGCGAGGAUCCUCGGCAGGAACGGAGCGGCGGAAGCAGCACGAAGAGGAAGGAAGCAGGGCGCCGCGCCACGCCGGCGGCUUCCUCCUUCCGGCCACAGUAAGCGCACACAGCUGUGUGUGUGAUAUCGCGGCGAAUAAAAGCCGAGCGGCGGCGUUUGAUCGUCCCCCGUCGAACGGCAAUUUUACGAGCGGCCGCGGCGAGGGGAAGGGGGCGGCCCGGCGGAAUUUCGGCUUUCCGGGCUUCCGGGCUUUUGAGCUUUUGGACGCGCGCGCGCGCGCGCGGCACGUUAUUAUUUAUUAAUGUAUACACGGGGAAAAUAGCGUCCUUUGAUGCGCAUUAUUUAAGACGGAUAGACGGUUGCAAUUAUAUGUGAAAUAAAGCGGAAGAAAGUGAAAAAAAGAAGAGGAAAAAUGUGUCUUUUCAGCCACUGUGCGACAUUGCCGAAACGCGCGCUGACGCGAUGAAGCUCCUCGUUGACGGAGGACAAUGGCACGCGAAGAGGCACGGCUGUGAAAUGUCGCGCGCGAUUUCGUGCGCGAAAUUUCAUUGCAAAACGGCGCGGAUACGGUGAGAUAAGCUGCUCAUCGAAGCAUCGCGAUUGAGGAUUAUUUAUUCACGGGCUUGCGCAGUAAUCGGUUAUGGGGGCGAGCGCGGGGGGGUGGAAGCGACAGUGUAUGAGAUAUCGACGUCAUGAGGGCGACGGCGCAUUCCGGGAGAGCGUAAAUAUUUUUGUUGCGCUCUUAUCUGUCACGCAAAAAAAUAACAGUAA